This is a messenger RNA of Micropterus salmoides (largemouth bass), 5583 nucleotides long. It is a transcript of the gene vamp2, whose product is annotated as vesicle-associated membrane protein 2. Gene Ontology annotation, molecular function: syntaxin-1 binding; SNAP receptor activity. NCBI's taxonomy places the organism in Eukaryota, Metazoa, Chordata, Actinopteri, Centrarchiformes, Centrarchidae. Gene Ontology annotation, biological process: vesicle-mediated transport; SNARE complex assembly; vesicle fusion. The record is from RefSeq and is a predicted model, not a curated record. Bases 450 to 779 code for a protein of 109 amino acids. Gene Ontology annotation, cellular component: plasma membrane; SNARE complex. The transcript is spliced from 5 exons.
CAGCUACAGAUAAAAACAGCGCUGUCCUGGGCGUUAAACGGUGUGUCUGAAGUCUCCGGCCAACCAUUUCAACAUGAAACUCGCCGCGAUUGACGUCACCGAGCCAUCUUUGUCCACCUAAUCCAGGCGGCUGUUUAUUACACCUUCAUUACUGCACGGACUCUGACAGCGCCUGGCUCUGGCAAUAGCCUGCAGGUGCCGCAUCACUGUAGAAAUAGGAAGAGGAAAACGGGGUUUUGUAGCGAGGGAACACAUCUCAGUGGCAGAUCCACGCCAGUUUUCCUCCUGGGCUAUAUAGGCAGGGAAACGCCACAAUAACCAACCAAAGGGUGCCAGAGGGUAGAGAGGAGCGCAGAAGGCAAUCCAGAUCCAUCUGCCAGCCACUUAUCACGCGCUAACAUUUACAGUCCGGAUUUCAGCACAGCUGUCUAUCCAUUAGUACCAGGAAAAUGUCUGCCCCAGCCGGAGCCCCUGCAGCAGAGGGAGGAAAUCAACCUCCCAACCUCACCAGCAACCGUCGUCUGCAGCAGACACAGGCACAGGUUGACGAGGUGGUGGACAUCAUGCGUGUAAACGUGGACAAGGUUCUGGAGCGUGAUCAGAAGCUGUCAGAACUGGACGAUAGGGCUGAUGCCCUGCAGGCUGGAGCCUCUCAGUUUGAGACCAGCGCUGCAAAACUGAAGAAUAAAUACUGGUGGAAGAACGCCAAGAUGAUGAUUAUCCUGGGAGUGAUAUGCGUGAUUGUCCUCAUCGUCAUUAUUGUGUACUUCAGCACCUAAGGAGAGUUGCUCCUACCCCAGUCUAAUCCCAACUUCCUUGCUACAGAAAAAACCCCUCAAAUUGAUUACAAAAUUAACCAUGAGAAAAUAAUUUAUUAUAUAUAUCCCCCAAUUAGCCUCGAUAUAACACCCCUAAACCCAUCAGGGCCCCAUGGCUCCCCCACUUCCACCACCUCGCCUCUGGACCCUUGUCAAUAUUUGUCCUGUGAGUGUGUGGCCCUGUCUCCUUUCUGGGUACUCUUGGCUUUUCUAACCUGCCAUACUGAGAACCAAACACUUGUGACGAUGCAACAACAGAAAAGGAAACAACAAUUGGCGAUAAUUGUUACAUAACUGAUAUAUAUAGUUCUUUGUAGAGUUUUAUUCUGAUAUAUACUGUUUUGUAGGUGUGUGUGCGUGUGUGUGUGCAUUUUGUAUUUUUUAAUUUUUGUAUUAAUUUUACGUAUGCUUCAGCAGUACUGCCUAUUACUCAAAGUGUGUAUCUUGCAUGUUAUCAUCAUCAGUCCCUGCGUACUCCCUCUUUUUGGUGUAUUUUUGCACAGUGGAGUCGGUCUCCAUUUAACUGGGGAAAUACCAAUUGAUUUUUCAAGUCCAUCUGUGUUACUUGUCCACUAAGACAGUCCAAAAUAAGUCGGAGAACUAAAACUUGUACUAAAAGAUCAUCAAGUUACAAAAAUUUGAGCUCCAGCUCCACAUUUCUAUAACUUGAUGCCAUCAGGUCUUAGCUUAUUUGCUGGCUUUCUGAGAGAGUCAUUGCUCACUGACAUUGAUCAAACAUACAAAUAAUGCAUGAAUUGUUAAACUAAUCAUCAGUCCCAGUCCUUUCCAUCUGAUCCUCACAUUCUCUGAAUGUAAUUUCUCUUUCUCCAUUUCUGUCCUGUAGUGUCUUUAAUGCCCCAACCCUCUUCUGUCGCUCAGCAUGCUUGAACACCUCAAUUUCUUCUGAUAAGUUUAAUACUGCCAUAGUACAGUUGGACCAAUGUCUGUAGAUGUUUCUAUUUUAUUUAAAUAUUACGUAGUGUCUUAUUUCGAAAACAUUCCUUCAUUGCAGUGUAGUACAAAUGGUCUUACUGUAGCACAUGUAAGUGUAAGUAUCUUUUAAAAAUAUAUAUACACACGCAAUGAAACGUGUCGAAAACGUCGGUCAUACAAACCAUAGCAGAAAAUAGUUAUAGUUAAUAGCUGUAAGGGUAAAUUUUGGAUAGACAUGAUUAGACUUUCAAUCUGUCCAAAUUAUUUUCUUUGUUAAUAUUGAUGAUGUUAUCUUAACAUUACACUUACAGUAUACUGUGGAGAUGUCAUCAAUGUCAAAUUGUGGAUAUGGGCUUGCAAAAAAAAAUUCUAAUACCAGUGGAUAAAAUGGGGCCGUUGUGUAAUUUGACAUUUGAGAAAUUUCCAUAAAGCAAAAGCUAAUUCUCACCGGCCCAUUGCCUACAUGGACACUGAAAAGCCUUAGUCUCCAGUCACUUCUAUUAGUUACUGUAGAAUAUUUCCAGUCAAACACACCCUCACAUAUUUAGUUUGUGUAGGGGGAGUGGCUGGCUGCGGAAAAGGAAUCUGUUUAAAAUGCACAAAGAACCUUGUUUUUGAUGGCGCUGUCUGGCUGGUCAAUAGCCUGGCCAAUAAGAUCCUCGUGCAGCAAAACCUCUCCACAUGAAGAGCACAUUAGAAAAGAGACAACUCAGCCUUAUUCGCAAAUCCAGGAACAGAGACAGAGGCUAAAGAGGAAAAUGUAAAAUUUACAGUUGAGUUUAAGUUUCAGCAACUUUGGGGGUAGGCUCAGAAAUGUACAGUCAAUGGUUAGUGACAAGAAACGUGAGAAGCAGUUAUUCAAAAACCAGAAGCACUCCUUUGAAGAGUGUUUUGCUAGCGCAGUGGUUCUGUCUCAGUGUUUCUCCCUAUAGUUAAGGCCUUUUUUCUUUUUUAAAUAUAAUAGAUUCUAUUUUUUAUUAUAGUAUAUUUUUGUGUGAAACAGACAGGUAAAGAGGAAGUGUGCAAUCAGUACCAUUUGCUGCCAACAGCAGUGAGCUCCUCUUUACCUCUGUCUGGCGUGUUUUUUGUAAUUCAGCUCCGUGCGUUAUACACUGCCAAGCAACAAGGGAGAGGCUUCUGUUGUUAUUUCUUUCAUUGGUGCCCUCGCUGGUUUGGUCUUCAACAAUUCUUUCAACAUUUUUUGGCAUCUACUCCUGUGCAUACAAACCCUUUUGGCUACUUUAUGAGCAGGAGAGCAGGGCAACAUGAUACACUUGUUUUUUUAAUGCUCUGUCAAACUAAGGCCUUCUACAAAUCUAACCUAAAAUCCCUUAAAACGGCGAAUGGCAUUUUUGAGGAAACCGUUUUAUCUUCAAUUAUAGGAGUUUUACUUGCGGUCAUGGUAAAUCUAAACUCUGAAAUUGUUGGAGAUCAGUUAUUCAAUCAAAUCUCUGUCUUGUGAAUCUGAAGAUUUUACAGUGUGCAGGCCUGCAAUAAAUGCUUAACAGGAAGCAACCCAUGCAUUACUGCCACUAAUUACAAUCCUAAAAUGUGUAAAUUUAGCUUUCAGAUCUUACAGUAGGCUAUAGUCGCUGGGAAGAUAUAGAGAGACCAUGACCCACCUACAAUACUUCAAAACAAGUGUGUGUAAAGCCUUAGUAGCCUUGUCUCUUUUCAACAUGACUUUUUAUCUUCCCACCAGCUGAGACCAACCUGCCCCCCUUUGCUCAUCUCACUGAUUCAGAAUCUUACAGUGUGUGUUUGUGUGUGUGUGUGCAUGUGUGCAGGUGCAUCUGUGUGUGUGUGUGUGUGUGUGUGUUAGAAUAGCUCUGUCUUGGGAAUAUCCCCAGUUUAUCCUAACAGAUUAGGCCGCUUAAAUCUCAGAGCGAGGGCACGUUGUUUCCUUGACCACUGAAGUACACAAGCAGAGAGGUUACAGAUCUACCGGCCGGUUCUAUGAGAAAGGACCCCAACCUUAGCAAACCCACUCCCCCCUGCUUCCCCUACUAGUUUCCCUCCAAACAGAGCAAAAGUAAACUGCAGAAGAUUACCAAAGACCAGAUUUCCACGCUUACGCUGCCUGUUGCCAUCAAAAACAAGUGGAGAGAAACAGGUUAUCCAAACUAUCCCAGUCUGUUUUAAAUAGCUAUAUCCUAUUUAUCUACGGUUACGAGACCUUUUAACUAUUACACACCAUUUACACGGUGUGUCAGUUUGGCUUGUGAGUGUGCCAUUCUAACAUAUGCAAGUUAAACCAAAACACAAGGACCGCAUGCUUCAGAUCUCAAGUACAGUCUCCCCCACCAUGUGUAUCCGGGUCUGAAGAGCUUCUCUAAUCUGUAACAAGUUUUUAGACACACAAUCCUAUAACUAAUAAUAGCACAACUCUUAUUUUUUCUGUGUCUCCAUAGUGCUGCCAAGUUCUAAAAUGAAAAGACGUAAAAACUAACUAUAGCUAUAAGACAUAAAGCAAGAAAAAUGUUACAAAAAAUCUGCAUUGUUUGGUGUUGUAAUAUGGGGGUGUUUUGGGGGUAGGGGGUCCUAUAUCCUCAGGUUUAAGGUACUUGUAAUUUACCAAAAUAUAUAUGAGGACAAAAAAUACAUUAGCAAACUGUAUAAUUGGGAUUUUGGCAAUAGCAAAUCACAAAUUACACGCUUACAAAUGUGGUCCUUUUAAUAACACUACUGAUUGGGGUAGGACUUCCGUGUUAUCCAUAAAUCCAACUGUUGUGAGUGCUCAACCAAUUUGGUCACAAUGGUGAAAAUGAAGUGAGUGCUGUCUUUUUCUGUUGCUUUAUUGUCUGUAUGACAAGAAGUGUGCAUAUAUUUUAACACCGUGGCACUUUUUUCUGUUGUGAUUCCUUCAUUUUGGUGGGAUGGGAACAUGAUUCAGUGGAGAAUAUAGUUUUAUGUCAACCUCAAGAAUUGUUCAGUGAUCUCAACUUAACGCUGUGUUCAAGUCAUUUGGGGAUGAUCCAAACUGCAAGUUACCAACAUGAGGAAAAGUGUCCCGCCUCCAGGUUUGAAAUAUAACUGGUGAACUUGUAAUUCAAACCAGCAGAAAGAAAGAGACCAACAGAAGAUCCAUUCCUUCAACAAAGCACCAUGUAAUAUGUACAGAGCGGGGAAUGGUCCGCAACAUUUACCGUCACCCCCAAAUGGGAUAAGUACAGCGAUAGGAGGGAAUCUGAGUCUCUGAAUGUUCACUGGAUGGCUAUAAACAUACAAUAUUCUACUUAAUAUAUGUUAACAUGUUUUAUUUUUAAAGCAAAUAUUGUGUUUUUCUUUUGCAUCAAUUUAUUAAUAACUCCAGAUGUCACUGAAUUGUUUGUGUGUAAACACUAAUGGGUAAAGGUAAACAAAAUGGGAAGUUAAUGGGGAAAAAAGUAUUUUUACCUUCAAUUGUCCAGAAUGCUCAGAAUGAUUCUACAGUUUACAUCAGAUUGCGGUUUGUAUCUACAAGAUAUAUUUUUUGUUUAAAUCUGUUUAUUUUUGAGGAAAGAUUUUGAUUUCUCUUUGGGACUGGGGUUUCUGGGAUGAAGGCCCAUAUUGCCCCUGGCCAUCAGGCCUUACAGGAGGGACAGGACUGGAGGAUCAUGGGCAAUGUGCUCAGUUUUAUUUGAUCUUUUUCUUUUCCUUUGCUUUUAUUUAUUGAUAGAUUUAUUGUGCUGUCAUUUGGUAUGGGAUUAGAAACUAAGCAAGGUUGACUCGACGUAAAGGAGAGGAGACUGAAUGAAAAACUAAAGUACAUAAAAUAAUUGUAGUGUAAAUCUAUCAAUGUCUUAUUAUAUUGAUGAACAUCAUGAAAUAUAUGUAUAUUGGAAAAACAGUA